Hibiscus syriacus is the source of this 1850-nucleotide messenger RNA. RefSeq names its product nucleolar protein 56-like. Gene Ontology annotation, molecular function: snoRNA binding. The transcript has 8 exons. The record is from RefSeq and is a predicted model, not a curated record. Gene Ontology annotation, cellular component: small-subunit processome; box C/D methylation guide snoRNP complex. Bases 132 to 1736 code for a protein of 534 amino acids. Lineage: Eukaryota; Viridiplantae; Streptophyta; Magnoliopsida; Malvales; Malvaceae.
CUUCCAUGUCUCUUAGUUCAUUUUCCAAACCAUAGACAACCAGACACACCUAUUUCAGUUGGCUUUGAUUGUUUUUGAAGCUAACAAAGCUCUCUCUUCACUGUGGUUUGGGUUUCUGGAGCUUUUCUUCAAUGGCUCUCUACUUGUUGUUCGAGUCAUCUUCAGGGUACGCGCUGUUCCAGGCUCACGGGCUCGAUGAAAUCGGUCAAAAUACAGAGGCCGUCAGGAACUCCGUUUCUGAUCUGAACCGGUUCGGCAAAGUGGUCCAACUAACUGCGUUUCAGCCUUUUGAGUCAGCUCUCGAUGGUCUCAAUCAAUGCAAUUCUGUUUCCGAAGGACUAAUGACUGAUGAGUUGAGGAGUUUCUUGGAGCUGAAUCUCCCAAAAGUGAAGGAAGGCAAGAAGCCAAAGUUCAGCUUGGGAGUUGCAGAGCCUAAGCUUGGUUCCCACAUCUCUGAGACAACUAAAAUUCCAUGUCAGAGUGGAGAGUUUGUUCUUGAGCUUCUUCGUGGCGUGCGGUUGCAUUUCGAUAAGUUUAUCAAGGACCUAAAGUCUGGGGACUUAGAGAAAGCUCAGCUUGGUUUGGCUCACAGUUACAGUAGAGCGAAGGUAAAGUUCAAUGUCAAUCGAGUUGACAAUAUGGUUAUUCAAGCAAUUUUCCUUCUUGAUACUCUUGACAAGGAUAUCAAUUCCUUUUCCAUGAGAGUGAGGGAGUGGUACUCUUGGCAUUUCCCCGAGUUGGUAAAGAUUGUCAAUGAUAAUUAUCUGUAUUCUAGAGUUGCAAAGCUUAUAGAGGACAAGUCAAAGUUGUCUGAAGAACAUGUCCCUGCCUUAACUGAGAUACUCGGGGAUGAGGACAAAGCAAAAGAAAUUGUAGAAGCUGGCAAAGCUUCAAUGGGACAGGAUUUGACCCCAGUUGAUUUGAUUAAUGUUCAGCUUUUUGCUCAGAGGGUAAUGGAUCUUGCCGAGUACAGAAAGAAUCUUUAUGACUAUCUUGUGACUAAGAUGAAUGACAUUGCACCAAAUUUAGCAUCAUUGAUCGGGGAAGUUGUUGGGGCCCGUUUGAUAUCUCAUGCCGGUAGUCUCACGAAUUUGGCUAAGUGCCCCUCUUCCACUCUCCAGAUUCUUGGUGCAGAGAAGGCCCUUUUCAGGGCACUAAAAACACGUGGAAACACACCCAAGUAUGGUCUAAUUUUCCAUUCUUCUUUCAUUGGUCGAGCAUCUGCAAAAAACAAGGGCAGAAUGGCACGCUAUCUUGCAAAUAAGUGUUCAAUUGCAUCUCGUAUAGAUUGUUUUGCAGAGAGGGGCAGCACUGUUUUUGGGGAGAAACUGCGGGAACAAGUGGAGGAACGACUUGAAUUCUAUGACAAGGGUGUUGCGCCACGAAAAAACAUUGAUGUGAUGAAAUCUGCGAUUGAAAGUACUCAGAGAAAAGAUACGGAAAUGGAAGAAGUACAGCCUGAUGAAACCUCUGCAAAGAAAAGCAAGAAAAAGAAAUCAAAAACCGAUGAUGCUCCAGCUGCUGCUACAAAUGGAGAUGCACCGGAGGAAUCUAAAUCGGAGAAGAAAAAGAAGAAAAAAGAGAAACGGAAGAUGGAGGAAGAGAUGGAUCACGAAGAGGAGAAAACAAAUGGAGGAAACGAGGAUGAUGGAACAGCCAAGAAGAAGAAAAAGAAGAGUAAAGAUGAAGCAGCUACAGAUGAAACUAAGAAGAAGAAGAAGAAGACCCAAGAGUGAAUCUAAUCUCUAUUUGCUGAAAUUCAUAUAAUCAAAUGCUAGUAGUUGUUUUAUUUUGAAAAUUCUAUUAACUUCUAGGUUUUGGAAUCUAUUUGGCCGACGUUUCUGGUUGAA